Molecule: messenger RNA, 846 nt
Organism: Necator americanus (New World hookworm)
Lineage: Eukaryota; Metazoa; Nematoda; Chromadorea; Rhabditida; Ancylostomatidae
Exons: 10
Coding region: 1-846 (281 amino acids)
Source: RefSeq, a predicted model, not a curated record
AUGGCAAUGUUUCCCGCGUGCCGCCGGGAAAGCGGGACGGGUGACUGGGAGGAUCGUGCCGGGCAAGACGAACGCAAUGCACAAGCUGGAAUGAGACGACAUGGAGUGAACGUUGAUAGUUGGCAACUAUACCAUUUGGGUUUUGCUGAUGACAUUAUUCUGAUAAAAUCCAGCAUCAGCGGAGCUGAACGAAUGCUGACUGAGUUCGACGAAAUUAAGCAAGCUGCGAGACAGUUGACCAUGUCUUCAUCAGUUAGGGGCAAAAACCUGUCGACACGUCAAUUGCUGCCUACUUUUGCCAACGCAAAAGUAGCGCAUAUACGAAGUAUGGGAUACGACAUAUAUUGGGAUCAAGAGAAAAGAUUAGUUUACAAGUACAGUGUCAGUUGGACAGAUGAAACGGACGAAGCUCACGCGAUCUGGAGAAGCAUUAUUAAGAAACUUAUAAAUUCUGGGAAAGUUGCAAUUAAAGUUCCUGUACGUUGUGAUGGUCCCUGUGGAGGGUAUACCGGUUUGGACCAGAUUUUUUUCGGAUUAUGUGAACAUUCGAUCUGUCGUAAAUGCUACGAAGCAACAGAUACAGUUGGUUAUGAUGGAUUUCGAACUUGCUGCAAUGCGGAAUGCAUGAGGUUGGCAAAAGAAGCGAGAAGUCGAAAGAGAAGCGCUAAAAGUUCAGAGAAAACGAGUCCAAAAGAAGCUAAGAGUGAUAUUUCAUACACUAUGAAAUAUGAUAAUAAGGAGCUUCAAGAAGCUGUUGAUGCAAUGGAAAAAGCGCAAAAGUCCCAUUUCUCUCAUAGAACUGACACUUCUUCGUCUUCAAAUGAACCAGCUUUUCCCCAGUGUUAG